AUGGAGCCUGUGGGAGCGCUGUUGGAGUCGAGUUGGAGCUCAUUCAGCUCAGAAAUGGUGCCCGACGAGUCCGAGCUGCUGGCCCAAGUCCUUGGUGGCUACACUUUCUCCAGUGAGCAGGAGCAAGAUCCAAGCAUGUUGAUGCAAUCUUUGAUUUGGUCUGAUCAGGGAAUUGAUCCAUAUUAUGAAUCUCUAGAUGUCAAUACCAAUAUGUGCUUUAGGCCUAUGGAGAAUAUCUGUAAUUUUAAUGAUUUCUGCUGCUCAAACAUUCAGACUUCAGAAUAUGAAAUAGACUCUAAUAUGAUGCCAACAACUGGAAUGAGAUCUGAAUCAAUUCUAUUGGAAAUGGAAGAAGAGAGCAUCAAAACUGCAUUGAGUAAGAAAUCACAAGGGAAGAGAAGGAUUCGAGCCCACGAAAAUACCAUUGAUUCUAUCACUAUGGAGAGCUCUUCUAAGAAGAAGAUUAGAGCUUCAUGGCAGGUCUGUGCCGAAACUUGUUUGAGUGGCAGAAAGAGUUUUAAGUCUAAUAAAGCUGAUAAGAUUGAUGAAGUUGGAGAAGAGGAAGUGGGCUAUGGUUAUGCUCCUAUUGUGCAAAGUUCCAACUGCUACUGCUCUGAAGAUGAGGCUAACACUUCACAAGAGUUGAAUGGAGAUGGCACGAGCACAAGCACGAGUACGAGCACAAGCACGAGGCCCAAGGGAUUGAUGUCUCGGAACACGAAUGAAACGAUUAGAGCGGGUAGGGGUUCAGCAACAGAUCCACAGAGUUUGUAUGCAAGGAAAAGGAGGGAAAGGAUCAAUGAGAGAUUGAAGAUACUGCAGAAUUUGGUCCCAAAUGGAACCAAAGUAGACAUCAGCACAAUGCUGGAAGAAGCAGUUCAGUAUGUCAAGUUUCUGCAGGUUCAAAUUAAGCUUUUGAGCUCAAAUGAACUGUGGAUGUACGCACCAAUAGCUUACAAUGGGAUGAACAUAGGCAUUGAUCUAAUGAUGUCUCCUUCAUUGAAAAUUGGCUAAGCAUUUCUUGUUGUAUGCAGCACUUAUAUAUAAGAUGGUGUAAGGAGUUUAUAUACUAACAAAUAAGCUCCAUAUUGUAAUGGAUAAUGAACUUUAAGAAUUGUC
This is a messenger RNA of Phalaenopsis equestris, 1119 nucleotides long. Its product is annotated as transcription factor bHLH84-like. Gene Ontology annotation, molecular function: DNA-binding transcription factor activity, RNA polymerase II-specific; RNA polymerase II cis-regulatory region sequence-specific DNA binding; protein dimerization activity. The record is from RefSeq and is a predicted model, not a curated record. NCBI's taxonomy places the organism in Eukaryota, Viridiplantae, Streptophyta, Magnoliopsida, Asparagales, Orchidaceae. Bases 1 to 1014 code for a protein of 337 amino acids. The transcript has 5 exons. Gene Ontology annotation, cellular component: nucleus. Gene Ontology annotation, biological process: regulation of transcription by RNA polymerase II.